GCCGUUGUCGCACCAGAUCAGACUUGGCCGGAGAGAAGUGCGACUUCUUCACUUCGGAGCGAAUUGUGUGUGUUUUUGUUUGUUUUGCGACUUUUCCAUCGCAUUUUUCCGGCAGAAGUUCGUCAGCGCUUGUUCCAGGAUGGUUAAAGUGUCUUUUAACUCGGCUUUGGCCCAGAAAGAUGUGAAAAAGGACGCAGAAACUCUUAUUCCCGAGGAGGACAAAGAUGCGGAGGCGGCUCUGCCGGUCCGUCACCAGUCCCGGGCCUGGUGCUGGUGCAUGUGCCUGGGUCUGGCCCUCAUGCUGUCUGGGGUGGUGGUUGGAGGAGCCUACCUGUACCGUUACUACAUCCUGGAGGUGAGCAAGCAGCCCCGACAAGGGUGGGGAAGUUCCUCCUACGACAGUGAGGAGGGUCAGGUCUUUGUGUGCGGGGUGAACUACCGUGAGGAAGACUUCAUGAUGCGGGAGGAAGAGGAGGUGGAGGUGGAGUUGCCAAGCCAGUUCCACCUGCGGCAGCUGGAAGAGAGGAUCCGGGUUCUGGAGAGGGAGCAGGUGGAGCUCAUCAACGUCCCCGUACCUGAGUUCGACGAAGGAGACCCGGCAGACAUCGUCCAUGACUUCCAGCGGAGGUUGACUGCCUACCUGGAUCUGAGCCUCAACAAGUGCUACGUCAUCCCGCUCAACACCUCCAUCGUCAUGCCCCCCAAGGACUUCCUGGAGCUGCUCAUCAAUGUCAAGGCCGGCACCUACCUGCCUCAGUCUUACCUGGUCCAUGAGGAGAUGAUGGUGACCGAGCGCCUGGAGCACGUCGACCAGCUCGGCUACUUCAUCUACAACCUCUGCCACGGCAAAGACACCUACAAGCUGCAGCGCAGAGACAGGAUUCUGGGCAUGCAGAAGCGUGAAGCUCUGAACUGCCACAAGAUCCGUCACUUCGAGAGCAAGUUUGUGGUGGAGACUCUGAUCUGUGAGCCUUAAGACGCCUCGUCGCCUCACGACUGCUCUUAAAGUCACUGGCAUGCAGUGAGAUUGUGUUUUUAAUCCUCACCUGUCUUUUUUUUUCUCUGUCCUUUGCUUCAGGUAGUUUGAGUGAGUGAGAGGAAUGAAAUGUGAAGCUGUUUGGUAAAUACUUACUGAUUGUGAAAUAAAAAGGUGAAGAGUCGUGUAUUUUCCACUUUCUGUGCGCGGGUCUUCUUAGAAUCUUUAUCUUUCAGAAAAUAAGUAGCUAUAAUUCAGCUGAGUAUAAAAUUGUAAAUUAUUUUAAUCAAAAUAACUGCAUUUAUGGCAUGAACAUGUAUUUUAAUAGACAUGGGUAAAUUUACAGUUUGCUUUUUCUUUCAGUCCAAACAUAAAGUUUCAAGAGAAAAGGCAACUUUUGUAAAACUGAUCCAGGUUUUUGAAACGGAUCAGUCCAGGGAGACUUUUAGUUUUUUUGUAUUUUGUCUGCUGUAGCUUUUAAUACACUGCACCUGUUCUUUCUUAACUGGAAAAUGGUCUUAAAAUAAGAGUGUGGACACGUGUCUCUCUUGUUUAGCUUUAAAAGUAAGUCUGUAGAAGUGCUGAGUAAGAAAAAAGGAAACGAACAGUAAAAUGGCAGCAGAGGGAGCUCACAGGAAACACACACUUGUGUUAAAAUCUUUUUCAUGAGGGUUGUCUGUCUUUUUUUGAAUGUGUAAUUUUUUGGAUAACUCUUCUUGUUGUACUAAUUUGUGUAUAUAAUCUCUUUGAAGAUAUGACCAGACCAACACAAUAAACAAUAAACAAAACAGAAAAAAACA
Molecule: messenger RNA, 1776 nt
Organism: Toxotes jaculatrix (banded archerfish)
Lineage: Eukaryota; Metazoa; Chordata; Actinopteri; Toxotidae
Gene: itm2bb
Product: integral membrane protein 2Bb
Exons: 7
Coding region: 140-976 (278 amino acids)
Biological process (GO): negative regulation of amyloid precursor protein biosynthetic process
Cellular component (GO): plasma membrane; Golgi apparatus; extracellular exosome
Molecular function (GO): amyloid-beta binding
Source: RefSeq, a predicted model, not a curated record